Molecule: messenger RNA, 1873 nt
Organism: Amoebophrya sp. A120
Lineage: Eukaryota; Dinophyceae; Syndiniales; Amoebophryaceae
Source: the annotation of a GenBank genome assembly
CAGUAAGUAACAGAGUAGACGGAUUGCGCCAUAAUUGCCGAUGAAGACAGACUCCUUCUUGGUUGCAGACUGGUUCUGGUACAGUCUGAGUAUUACAUCACACAACGACAUUAUCCACGAACAUUGCAAGCAUGGUGCGACUUUUACGUUUGAGCGCGAGAAGUUUGCCAUUUUUGGCUGUACAGCCCCAGGAACACCAGCCCCCUAGUCCUAAUCCGUCCGUCCAGCCCCCUAGUCCUAAUCUCCGUCCGUUCAGUACAACGGCAUCCACAGGAUCUUCCACAUCAGUGCAACUUUCAGAUUUCUCGCGGCACCCCUUUGCACCAACCAUGACCUCCAGUACUGACUCGUCUAACCCGGAAAUAAAUCCUUCUGCGCCUGGAGAAGCUGCUGGAUCUGCGAAUAAAUCGACAAGAACUACUGCUGGUGCCAACAACGACGAACAAAACAUGGUGCAGAUUCGGAACUUCGGCGUUGAAAGGCUCACGAUUUACGUGCUGGGCGGCUCUCAGUUCGCCGCGAAAACGCUCGCGGGGUUGCAAUCCCGGAAAUUGCCUCACUUCGUCGACCACGUUAGUGUGAUUCCCAGUCGGCGAAAAUUGCCCUCUGGCGGCCUCCUGACCCCGGAGAUGGUGAUCAAAUUUACGGAAAAUGGAAAACCAGACGAAAUCGUGCCGGAUUCGGACAAGAUUUUCCAACGAUUAGACGAAAUUUUCUCCCACGCCGGCACAUCUGCUCUUCCAGUAACAACCAGGAGUGAAGAAACAAUCGAGAAAAUAAAGAUUUCUCCCUUUUUCCCAGAUGCGGCCGCGGAUUUCAAAUUUAGCGAAAUCAAGAUUGGAAAAGAGUUGAACUCCUUUUUACUCUACUACAACUGGAUUUACCCGCCGAGUUACGAGCGGUCCAUGAAGAAGAAAUUCAAAGACAACCUGCCCGGCUUCAUCUUCGCUUUUCGGGGAAGUGCCGUGGACUACCUGACGAAUUCUAUGGCGUGCUCGGAUGUUACAAUCUCAAACGUUACAAUAGAAUCUGGAAUUUGUCUUGCGUGAACAGCAUGAGUACCAUACAGGGACUUGGGCUUUUCGCAAUACAAAUUUCGUCAGAUGAUUCUCCUGGGGUUUGGAGCUCCGAAACUUGUCAUGCGCGCUCCUUUGGAAGUAGGCCAGAUGUUACGGAUUUUGCAAGACAAAUUCCAAAUUCUAUUGUAACGUUUGAGAUUGUAACACCUGAGCGGGUUAUAAAGUCGCAGCGGGCGAGUUUUCUAGCUUCGAUCCAACGGGACCUAGCGGAGUACGACAGUGAUUUGCAGCUCUGCGCCUGCCAAACCAUGGCGGAAGCGGGGUCGCCGGAGGUAGAAGAGCGGGUGCGCCGACGGCUGAUCGAGUUUUUGGGAACGGGGUUGAAAGACCUUUACACAGCGCCAACGCCUCCUGAGUCACUGACCGGCGCACAGUGCGGUCUCUACGCCAUGAUGGAGCGGUUGGCCGGAAUCGGGUUCAUUGGCGAUAUCGAGAUGCCGCCCGCGCUGCCCGAGCUGCAGGACGAGAAAAGCUUGAAGCCGCUGUCCCUGUGGUUGAGUAAAGUGCGUGAAACGGUGCCUAUUCUGUACAAGGGGAAACGGUUUAAGCCGGAGAAACGAGGUGGUGGUGCGAACUUGUGAUUGUGUUGUCGUAUGAUCAUGCAUGUUUUAGAUCCUCUGUUUUUUGUGAUUAAUACAGAUCAUGUUGCCCGUAGUGCUGGUGUCCACGACAAUUUUAUUUUGUUGAGGAGUGGUUCAUUCGAGUCUCGGAUUGACAUAGAUCUUGUGCAGCUUCCACGAAGACGGUUGUAAAAUAAAUAGGGACAGGUAAAAAUAAACGAUAGACAAGACAGU